This is a messenger RNA of Octopus sinensis (East Asian common octopus), 2466 nucleotides long. RefSeq names its product b(0,+)-type amino acid transporter 1. Gene Ontology annotation, molecular function: L-amino acid transmembrane transporter activity. The transcript is spliced from 13 exons. Gene Ontology annotation, biological process: amino acid transmembrane transport. Lineage: Eukaryota; Metazoa; Mollusca; Cephalopoda; Octopoda; Octopodidae. Gene Ontology annotation, cellular component: membrane. The coding region runs from base 720 to 2261 and encodes 513 amino acids. The record is from RefSeq and is a predicted model, not a curated record.
CAGGCCCUACACUAGUCAUUAUGACCAGCUAUAAUUGACUUGCAGUGGUUUUAGAAAAUUAUAUUACAGGCCUGUCUAAGGAUGACUGAAUAUAUUGUUCUGUAGACUUCUCUAAGCUAAAUUAAGAUGAGUAAACAGAAGCGAUGUUGCUGAUAUUAAUCAGAUCUCCUUUUCUUGUACAACUUCAUUCAUAUCAACGAUGCACUCUAGGAACAUAAGUCACAUCCAUACUUCGCUGGCAUUUUAUUAUAUCAAUUCUAGAGUGACGAAAGGUUAAUCUGGCCUCGGAAGGAUUUGAACUCGAUCGAAAGAGCCGUAAAAAACACACCAAGGUAUUUUAUCCGACGCGCUAACAAUACCGUUAAAGUCAAAAACCGUCUUAAGCCUGCUACAUCGUUUACUUAGGACGACUCACCGUUCAUUUCUAUCGUCUCUUCGCUACAUUUUAUAAGAUAAAGAACAAAUUCAACCAACAAAUCUGUUUGGUGGAGUUGAAUAAUUUAUAAAUGAAUAAAUCAUCAUCGUUGUGGACAGAAGAAAAGAAUGAUAUAAGAUUAAGAAAAGCGGGGGGGGGGUAUAGAGCGGGAGUAGUAGCAGUGACGGGGGAGAGAAAGAAAGAGCUUGAGCGUGGUAGAUGGUGGGAACAUAUUCUUUGAUUUGAGAUAUUUCUUCACAUUUAACUACUUUAACAGUUUAAAGCGCGAAUAUAACAACGAAAGAUGACUUCAGAAUCAGAGAAAACCCCGGAGAAUAGUAAAUCGGAGAAAAUACCUGAGAAUAGUAAAUCAGAUGAUAAAACUGAAGAUAUAAUACCAGAGAAACAAGCUUUAAACCCUACCCCUGAUAAACAACAUGCUAUGGUCAUGGAGAAAAGUGUUGGUUUAUUCAGUGCCGUUGCACUGAUUGUAGGAACAAUGAUUGGUUCUGGUAUUUUUAUAUCCCCUAAAGGAGUAUUGAUUGGAGGUGGCUCAGUGGCUUUGAGUUUGAUAAUUUGGUUUUUAUGUGGUCUCUUAGCUACUUUAGGUUCCUUGUGUUAUGCUGAACUAGGGGCUGCCAUCCCUAAAUCUGGUGGAGAAUAUGCAUAUCUUAUACAUACCUUUGCUGCAUCACAUCCAACCUGGGGUCCUGUACCAGCCUUUUUAUUUGCUUGGUUAGCAAUGUUUGUCAUACGACCAGGAAUGGUAUCGAUAAUGGUGAUGAGUCUUGGAACAUAUGCAUCAAAACCAUUCUAUGGUGACUGUGAACCACCAGUUGUGGUUGUGAAACUUAUUACUAUCACUGUAUUAGUAUUUAUUGCUUUCAUCAAUGCCACCAGUGUGAAAUUUGCAACUAAGAUUCAGAAUGUUCUAACAAUUACCAAGAUAGCUGCUAUCAUCAUUAUCACUGUUGGAGGCUUUUAUUAUAUGGCAAUAGGUAAAGUCGAUUUUAUUUCUGAAGGCUUUCUGGAUACAUCUGUAAACCCUUCAGAUAUUGCUUUAGGAUUUUAUAAUGGGCUUUGGGCCUAUGAUGGUUGGAACAACUUGAAUUUUGUCACUGAAGAAUUAAAAGACCCUUUCAAAAAUUUACCUCGUGCUAUUAUGAUUGGAAUACCUACAGUGACAUUUUGUUAUAUAUUGGUCAAUAUUGGCUAUUUUACUGUGAUGUCCAAAGAAGAAAUACUCAUGUCCAAUGCUGUGGCUGUGGUUUGGGGAAAGAAAGUUCUUGGAGUAAUGGCCUGGAUCAUGCCUGUAUUUGUUGUACUUUCCUGUUUUGGUGCUGCUAAUGGCAGCUUGUUUUCAAGUGGCAGAUUAAACUUGGUUGUAGCAAGAGGUGGACACUUGGUGAAAGCCCUCUCAUUUAUCCAUGCGAAACGUCUUACACCAAUCCCAUCAAUCAUUUUCACAACAGUUGUUGGUAUUUUUUUAAUUAUGGUGUUUGAAUUGGGUAAUUUGAUUGAGUUCUUUAGUUUUACUGCUUGGAUAUUUCAUGGCCUUACUUGUCUCUGUGUAAUUAUUCUCCGCCGUACACAAAAGGAUCUUCACCGACCAUAUCGUGUACCAAUAUUCGUGCCAGUCCUUGUUAUUCUUGGAUCAAUCUAUCUGAUUGUUACACCAAUUAUCCUAAAUCCAAGAAUUGAAUUUUUGUAUGCAUUUAUGUUUGUGAUCAGUGGUCUUCUUGUCUAUUUCCCAUUUAUUCACUACAAACUGAGAUUCCCUUACAUUAAUGAAAUUACUGAAGUUGUCCAAAAAAUAUUGCUGAUUGCUCCAAUUCAUGCGGAAUAAGUUGAAGACAAUAAAUGACAGGACUUUGAUCUCCACGGAACAUCAUAUCAACUUCACAGUUCUUUAACAGUUUACAUAUAUAUAUGUGUGUGUGUGUGUGUGUGUGUUAUACAUAUGUUUAUAUUUAUAUACACUUGAAGGAUGCUGAUAUCUGAAAGAUUUUGAUUAUUUUAAUGAUGCCUUUUCCUAAAAUUGUCAUUUAAAA